Clonostachys rhizophaga is the source of this 1122-nucleotide messenger RNA. NCBI's taxonomy places the organism in Eukaryota, Fungi, Ascomycota, Sordariomycetes, Hypocreales, Bionectriaceae. The record is from the annotation of a GenBank genome assembly.
AUGGCUCUCCAACAUGCCUUCUUAUCCUGGGACAACUUCGACCACGCACGACUUACUUCUCAGUGGGCAUUUUUAGUUCUUGACACGAAUACUCCGAUUGGUUAUAUGCUUGAUGAGUUCGUCGACGCUCUUGGCUGGCACAAGACAAAAUCCGAUCUGCACACCGAAGGCAAUCCCAAUUUCGAAGUGGACACGAAAUCGAAGACCAUCCGACUGAAGCCAAGUAGCCUCAAUGGAGAGCUCAUCAUAGACAGCUGCAAUAGAGCUCUAGAAGAGUUCUGUGAGAUGUACCAACAUCACCCCGCGUUUGCAGCCGGGCUGAAACCAUGGUGUACCCAGAAGAACCAAAGCGUCAAGCAUCACAUGGAAAUACGAGAUCUUGGGUUCCAUCCUGUUCUUGCCCCCGAUAAGGAUUUGAGGAGGCUUCAAGUUCCGUCCCCUGCGCGGGGGAUUUUCGGAAUCCUUACUGCUGGUGUUCAUCUCAAUGUAUAUAGUGUAAAGAUAGAGGACGGGUUGGAGAAGAUUGACCAGAUUUGGGUCUCCCAGCGGUCAGACCAGGCUACCUUUCCUGGAUGCUUUGAUCAGAUUGUCGCUGGAGCAAUGGACCCCGAGGAUAAUUUUGACCCCUCAGCAGCUCUCGGACGUGAAGCUCAAGAAGAGGCUGGUUGGCAGCUAGACGUCGAUUGCAAGUCUAUGCACCAAAGAAACAAGGUCGGUGUGAUGAGCAAGAUCGGCGAUGUCAAAGACAGCGGGAUGGUUUACUUCUGCACCAAGAAAGAUGAGGCCGCUGGCAUCAAAGAAGCAGGUCACAUUGAGCCGGGUAUUCGUUUUUGCUAUGACCUCAAGCUCAUGGCCAAGGUUACUCCGAGCCCAGCGAAAGAUAACAAGGCGAUUGGUAGGUUUUUCUCGCGAUCCGUCAACCAGGUCAUCAAGUCUCUGGAGGCAAAGGAGUGGAAGUCGAGCUCUGGCCUGGUAAUGAUGGAAUUCCUCCGCCGGCAUGGCUGCAUCAGCAAUGAGGCAUAUGCGGGGAGCGAAGGAAGGCAUCCCCCCUUCUCCUUACCUGAGUUUUCACAUUGGAAGGUAGAUCGCCAGGGUAGCUGCUGGAAGCUCCAGAGAUGCUAG